AUUACUCCGACUAUCUGCUUCAACCCCAGCCCACUCACCCACACACGCACUCACUCACUCACCAUGCCUCGCGCCGUCCGUGGUCUCCUGAUCGAGUGCGAUCCCUCGAUCAAAGCCAUGAUCCUCAAAUACGAUGAGGAGCGCCACGACUACAUUGUGGAGGAUCUGGACGACGAAAACCACCUGGUCAUCAAGGAGAGCCAGCUGGAGAACUUGAAGGCCCGUCUCGAUCAUGAUCUUGACGAGAAAAUCAUGCAGUUGGACGAAUCCGAAUCCGAAUAAAGCAUUUUUACCCGCUGCAAGCUACACAUUUUUAUCCUCCCUCGAAGCACCGAUGCCGUCGCAUGCCUUCCUCGCCGUUUUGCAUCCUCGUGCAACCCCCAUCACACGCCGUCGACCCUCGAUUUCCGACUGAAUUGUUGUAAUCGCCCAUUCUUUUAUCACCCUCAUGUGUAUGCAAAGAGACAUUUCCGGCGAAUUGCACUUCCUGGACUCUGCUUCCCAAAGCUAGGACAAUUUCCAGCCUCUCG
Molecule: messenger RNA, 530 nt
Organism: Penicillium subrubescens
Lineage: Eukaryota; Fungi; Ascomycota; Eurotiomycetes; Eurotiales; Aspergillaceae
Gene: tfb5
Product: TFIIH complex subunit TFB5
Exons: 3
Coding region: 64-282 (72 amino acids)
Biological process (GO): nucleotide-excision repair, preincision complex assembly; transcription initiation at RNA polymerase II promoter; nucleotide-excision repair
Cellular component (GO): transcription factor TFIIH core complex; transcription factor TFIIH holo complex
Source: RefSeq, a predicted model, not a curated record